AUGGAGCGACCAUCUGAGGACAAGUCUGCUAUAAAGGCCGAGGUUGUUGCGUGGACAAGUGGAAACUCUACUCAUUUUAAUCUUCAAGGAACCGUGUCAUUCAUUCUUAGUGAAGUCGUCCACCUUCUAGACGACAGCGUAACUGGUCUAUUGGCUAAGAUGAAUUCGACUGUGGUCGGCCUAGUUCCAACUCUGGAGCCAACUAUUAGUGAUGGCGUGACGGAUGUAUUUAAUUUUCUCAAAAACCUUACUAAAAUCAAUGACCUCUUUACGGACACAAAGACCAUGGAAGUCGAAUUAAGUGCUUUCAAGGAAAAUGUGAAAAAUAUUAAUGAAACUUAUGAUGAUGUGGUUCCAGUACUCGGCAGGCUAAAUACAGAGUUUAAAGAUAUUCAUACAGAGGUGAAUAGGACUCAACCUGGAUUGCCAGGGUUGAACUUGAUUGAUUUCCGUUUUGAUCAAGUAAAUGUUAAACCCAUAGUCGCUAGUGUGUAUAUAUACCAGUUUGUGGACAGAUUUGUUCAGUUCGCACAAGAAGUGGAACCAAUCAAGCAGGAAUUGGACUCUAUGCCAAAUAAUAUAACAGAUAAAAUUAAGAAUGAGUUGGACCUCACUGAGUUUUAUACACAAAUAGAGACACAAAUUACUAGCCAAAUUGAAGACAUAAAACCACAAAUAAGCAAUGCAGCCGAUACUAUCCCUCAAUAUAUUGGAAAGGCUCAACCAUAUAUUUCACCUGCUCUGUAUGCUCUAGCAGGAAUCAUGAUUCUGAUAGCCAUUGCCUUCUUCGUCUGUUUGAUGCUUUUCAUUGUGGAAGCUUGUCGUUUUCGCCUCUUUUCCUGCAACGGAGAAGGUCCAUCAGAGCUUGCAAGUAUUGAGAAACUCAGGCGAAGGAGUCGAGCGUGCGGUGGGUGUCGUUUCUGCAUGUGCUCCUUCCUCCUCAUUUUCGUGAUUAUUUUUGCGAUUUUGGCCGCAGUAAUCUUGGUCAUCAGCAGUUUCCUUGCGGCUGAGUUGUGUCCCUACGUGUGGCAGGCAAAAGGGGUCAAUCAAAGUGAUUACGUGUUAAAUAGUUUUGUAGAUCAAAAUUGGCCCCCAAUAUCAAACGACCUGCUUGAUAUGCCAGCACCGAAUAACGUAUUGUUCGCCAUCGGCAACACCUGCAAACCAACUCCAUCAACCGAUCCAAAACUUCUUCCCAGUAUUGGAGUCAAUAAAAUAGCCAACUUAACUAAACUUUCCGAUGAUCCUAACAUUGUCGAAAAAUUUGAAGAGAUGAGCAAGGAAAUGGCUGACCAAAUCUCGACAAGUAUUAAGGAUCAAAUGAUAAAUUCAAUCGAGGAGUUAAGAAAUAGGACACAUUUUCUUGAUCAAAUCCUACAAGCUUUGGAAGCUGGAAAAGCUGUGGUGGAAUUGGAGAAAUUUACUAAUGUUACGAUUAAGGAAUUAAGGGAACUUCGAAGUCAUGUAAAUGACACUACACAGGCCAACAAGUUGACAACUGCAAUUGAUAACCUCGAAAAUCUUAUGCCGAAAGUAGAAAAAGUUCAAGGAGGAUAUAAUGGAGUGGAUGCCAAGAAGGGGUUACCAAAAGAAUUAGAAGACUACCUGAAAAAAGUCAAAGACAUUUUGGAGGUACGAUUUCGUUACAAGAUAUCGUUAUUUUUAACUACUCCCUAA
Messenger RNA from Rodentolepis nana, 1677 nucleotides. Lineage: Eukaryota; Metazoa; Platyhelminthes; Cestoda; Cyclophyllidea; Hymenolepididae. The record is from the annotation of a GenBank genome assembly.